ACCCAAAUUACGUCUGUUUAGACCGAAAUCACUAUUCAAAAUGGCUUCUGUUAUGGCAUGGGGCGCCGGCGCUGCCGUCGCGGCCUUUUUGGGUCGAGCUGGUCUGGUCGCAUGGAGACGCUCACGAGGUGGUGUUGGAGCCAUGGGCAAGGCUUUCUACAAGGGUGGUUUUGAGGCCAAGAUGACCAAGAAGGAGGCUACUCUGAUUCUGUCGCUCAACGAGCGAGCCAUUACCAAGGACAAGGUCCGCAAGGCCCACCGAACCCUCAUGCUUCUCAACCAUCCCGAUCGAGGCGGCAGCCCUUACCUUGCGACAAAGGUGAACGAGGCCAAGGAGUUCCUGGACAAGAACGGUUAAAUCUUAUGAACUCGACAAAACACUCGUUCGAGUUCUCGAUAUUCGGAUCCGUCAGAAUCGAUUUAUGAGCUUUACAAAAAACAUAAUCAACGACUAGGGUCUGGCGUGGGCAUAUGGCCGCGUGUGUAUAGUGUACACUACUUGUUUCCAUAGCGAUGGCGUUUGUUGGGUUUAAGAGGAGGCUCUUUGGGGUCAGGUGAUGGGAUAUGCCGUCGUUAAGCUAUCUAGGCUGAAUGUCGUAUGAAUACAGGGCCAAUCGACCCGUUCUCUCCUCAUGCUACUUUCUGUGACCCAAGGUCACAAUUACAAAAGAAUAUUUACAUACC
Messenger RNA from Fusarium graminearum PH-1, 684 nucleotides. RefSeq names its product import inner membrane translocase subunit TIM14. The record is from RefSeq and is a predicted model, not a curated record. Gene Ontology annotation, cellular component: PAM complex, Tim23 associated import motor. The transcript is spliced from 3 exons. The coding region runs from base 41 to 358 and encodes 105 amino acids. Gene Ontology annotation, biological process: protein import into mitochondrial matrix. Gene Ontology annotation, molecular function: ATPase activator activity. NCBI's taxonomy places the organism in Eukaryota, Fungi, Ascomycota, Sordariomycetes, Hypocreales, Nectriaceae.